This is a messenger RNA of Beta vulgaris subsp. vulgaris (sugar beet), 819 nucleotides long. Its product is annotated as 60S ribosomal protein L22-3. The record is from RefSeq and is a predicted model, not a curated record. NCBI's taxonomy places the organism in Eukaryota, Viridiplantae, Streptophyta, Magnoliopsida, Caryophyllales, Amaranthaceae. The transcript has 3 exons. Bases 201 to 578 code for a protein of 125 amino acids. Gene Ontology annotation, cellular component: ribosome. Gene Ontology annotation, biological process: cytoplasmic translation. Gene Ontology annotation, molecular function: RNA binding; structural constituent of ribosome.
CACACCAAUUCCAAUUUUUAUCCCAUCACAAGCCCAUCCAUGACCACUAACAGCCUCUUGCCGCAAAAGCCCUAAACAUUCCUCCCACAUAUAUCAUCACACUCUCUUAAAACCCUAACCCUAUUCUCCUCUUUCAUCUCUCAUUUUCGCCGCUCUGAUCAAAGAAGAAUCAGAAGAAGCACAAAUAAAAAAACGUGAAAAUGAGCCGAGGAUCAGCCGUAGGUGGUGCCAAGGGCAAAAAGAAGGGUGCUUCCUUCACCAUUGAUUGCGCGAAGCCUGUCGAAGACAAAAUCAUGGAUAUUGCAUCACUCGAAAAGUUUCUUCAGGAGAGAAUUAAGGUCGGCGGUAAAGCUGGUGCCCUCGGUGAUUCUGUCACUGUUACUCGUGAAAAGAACAAGAUCACUGUUAACUCUGACAGCAAUUUCUCCAAGAGGUACUUGAAAUACUUGACAAAGAAGUACUUGAAGAAGCACAAUGUUCGUGACUGGCUUCGUGUUAUUGCUUCCAACAAGGAUCGUAAUGUGUACGAGUUGAGGUACUUCAACAUUGCUGAGAAUGAGGCUGAGGAGGAAGAUUAGAUCUUUAUUUUGGGGAUUUAAGCCAUGUCGCAUUUUGUUUAGUGAUAUGUUAUCUUUUUGGUUCGAUUUAGAUUGUAACUGUUUGCCAUCUUAUCGCUUGAGAGAUUUUGCCAAGAAGCAUUUUGGUUAUUGUUUAGUGUCUGCUUUACCUCGCCUUCAAUAUUAAGUUUCUGAAAUGCAAAUUAUACAUUGAAACAUCUUCUAAUCAUAUUUGUUUAUCCGGACCUUGGGUUCUCCUGCU